UUAUCGGAUGAUGUAACCAAUUAUCUUCAUAAAAUGAGAAACAAACAUGACUUCACAAACAUCUUAUGUUGAGUAGUAUUAGUGAAUGCAAUGGAAGGAAAAGCAAAUGAAGCCCCGACUAUAGGCAUUGACCUCGGAACAACAUACUCAUGUGUUGCAGUAUGGUACCGUAACCGGAUAGAAAUCAUACCAAAUGAUCAAGGCAACCGAACCACACCAUCAUGUGUCGCUUUCCUUGAUACAGAACGUCUCAUCGGCGAUGGUGCCAAGAACCAAAUAGCCAUGAAGCCUGCUAACACCAUAUUUGAUGCUAAGAGAUUGAUUGGAAGAAAGUACAGUGAUUCCAUGGUGCAGGAAGACAUGAAGUGGUGGCCUUUCAAGGUCAGACAAGGGCCUAGCGACACACCAAAGAUUGUUGUCUCCUACAAAGGUCAAGAGAAGGAAUUUUUUGCCGAAGAGAUUUCGUCAAUGGUUCUUAGUAAGAUGAAAGAAAUAGCUGAGGCAUACCUUGGAAAAGUUGUGAAAAAUGCGGUGAUAACGGUGCCUGCUUAUUUCAAUAACUCUCAACGUCAAGCAACAAAGGAAGCUGGAAUCAUCGCUGGUUUAAAUGUCAUCCGCAUCAUCAAUGAGCCUACAGCAGCUGCAAUCGCGUAUGGUUUGGAUAAUAACGCUUCUAUUAUUGGCAAGAUAAAAGUCCUCAUCUUUGAUUUGGGUGGAGGCACUUUUGAUGUCUCUUUAUCGACAAUUGAAGAAGGGGGUAUCUUUGAAGUGAAAGCGGUUGCUGGCAACACUCAUCUGGGAGGUGAGGAUUUUGAUAACCGCAUGGUGAAUCACUGUGUGCGGGAAUUUAAAAGAAAAUAUGAUGUAGACUUGACGGGGAACCAACGGGCAUUGGGGAGGUUGAGAUAUGCUUGUGAGAAAGUGAAAAGGAUUCUCUCAAGUACUACUCAGACCACAAUCGACUUGGAUUGCUUACAUGCGGGAAUCGACUUUUCUAUGAAGUUUACUCGCGCUAAAUUUGAAGAGCUGAACAUGGAUUCAUUCAAUGAAUGCAUUCAGAUAGUGGAGAAAUGUUUACAUGAUGCAAGUGUUGAAAAAUCUAGUGUAGAUGAGAUUAUUCUUGUCGGUGGCUCGACUAGGAUACCUAAGAUCCAGUGUAUGUUGCAGGAAUUUUUCGACGGCAGGGAACUAUGCAAGAACGUCAAUCCUGAUGAAGCUAUUGCAUGUGGUGCAGCAAUGAUGGCUGCAAAGUUAACUGAUGAUGAUGAUACAACAUUUCAGGACCUGUCAUUGUCAGACGUCACUCCCUUAUCACUCGGUGUAGAGACAACCGGGAAAGAAAUGAAUGUUCUGAUCCCACGAAACACUCCGGUACCAACAAAGAAGGCCAAAAUCUAUGUUACAAAUAAUGAAAAUCAGUCUGCAAUUAGUAUCAAGGUAUACCAAGGUGAAAGAGCCAGAUCUACUGAUAACCAUUUCCUAGGGAAGUUCAAUGUCUAUGGAAUACCACCUGCACCCAAAGGAGUUUCACAAAUCAAGCAAUGCUUAGAAGUCGAUGUCAAUGGUAUCCUCACAGUCACGGCUGAGGUAUUAUCCACUGGUGAGUCGGAGAAACUCAUAAUACGAAAUGAAAAUGGAAGACUGUCCAAGAAAGAGAUUGAAAAGAUGAUAAAAGAUGCAGAGAAGUACAAACUUGAAGACCAAGAAUUCAAAAAGAAAAUGGAUGCAUACAAUGCAUUAGAGAAUAGCAUAUACAAAAUGAAGAAUAAGAUCAAUGAAUACAGCAUCACGAAAAACUUGCAACCCGGGAUCGUAAAGAAAAUGGAAAAUGCCAUUGCUGAAACAAUUGAAUCACUAGAAAACAACCGAGAUGCACCUAUUGAAGAACUUGAACGCAUGAAGGUAUUCUUAGAGCUUGUCUGCAUGCCUUUGAUCUAGUUCUCACCUUAUGCUGUUCAUGAAUGUGAUUUUCUGUGUUUAUAUCUUGGUG
This is a messenger RNA of Erigeron canadensis, 1990 nucleotides long. Its product is annotated as heat shock cognate 70 kDa protein-like. Lineage: Eukaryota; Viridiplantae; Streptophyta; Magnoliopsida; Asterales; Asteraceae. The transcript is spliced from 2 exons. Gene Ontology annotation, biological process: protein refolding; cellular response to unfolded protein. Gene Ontology annotation, molecular function: ATP binding; misfolded protein binding; heat shock protein binding. Gene Ontology annotation, cellular component: cytoplasm. The record is from RefSeq and is a predicted model, not a curated record. Bases 91 to 1938 code for a protein of 615 amino acids.